Molecule: messenger RNA, 2642 nt
Organism: Cuscuta campestris
Lineage: Eukaryota; Viridiplantae; Streptophyta; Magnoliopsida; Solanales; Convolvulaceae
Source: the annotation of a GenBank genome assembly
CCGGUUUAUGCCUAAGAUGUUACCAAGAUAACCAAACUCCAUUUCUUUUACAUAAUAUGUCCAGCACUCAACAGAAUGCGCAGGCUGGACGUGCAUUCCAAAAACCAAUUCUCCGAUCCUCUCCAAGGCACAAGAAACCUGAAGGUCUUUCAGACCGUAAUGAAAUGCAAUGUCAUAGUGCCCCAAAACCCGAGCUCCGAAAAUCUCCCAGGCUUAAAAGAAAAGAUCGGCCGAGCACUUUGACAGUGGUGCAGGCAUUGAGUGGCUCAAGGUCAAAGAACGUGCAAAGCCAUUCUACUCCCUUGCCCGUCACCCCAAAGCCAAAGCCUAUAUCUGACAAUGUACAAAAACAAAUCAAGCAGAAGAGAAAGCGGGAAGAAGUAGAAAGUGAAAGUGUCGCCAAGCCUUCUGGGGGUGGGUUGAAACUCCGAAAACGUGGAUGUGUUUCAAUGCACCGCGUUGUGAAACGUAAGAUAAAUGGACAGAAACCAACGGUUUUGUUUAAUGAUAAGGGACAACCGUAUGGUGUGGCUGCUGCAGAGAUGCAAUCUCAUAUUGGAGUUUUGGCCAGGACAAAAGCUCCAAUAUGGUUUGACACUUGGAGGCAAGUUCCGGUAACCAUCAAGAACAAGAUUUGGAAAUCUGUCACGUUUGGGUUCGACCUACCCCCUUCUGCACAAAAACUUGUGCUGCAGUCGGCGAAUUCGAAGUGGAAACAAUUCAAGAGUACCCUGACAUGUAAAUAUAUUCUUCCCUUUCGAGAUGAACCUGAGAGGCUGAGGACUCCACCAGAGGACUUCUCUUUCUUGGAGAAGAAACAUUGGGAUAUUUUUGUUGCUGAUCGUCUAAGCCCCGAGUUCUUGGCAAAAACACACAGUGGAGAUGAGUCAGUCAUUGAUCGAUCUGUUACGUGGGUCCUUGCAAGGAAGGACAAAGAAGGAAAUUUCAAGAGUGACUCUACAAAACAGAAGGCGGAGGAAAUUGAGUUCUUAAGGGAACAAGUAUGUUCUGGUGUGCUUACUGAAGAAGGUGAUGAUGAUGUAUUGACCAAGGCUCUUGGGAAGCCCGAGCACGGUGGAAGAGUUCGAGGUCAAGGAAUGCAUGUGAGGAAGGCUGUGUAUUUCAAUCUCCCGCGGUCAAAGAAGCAGAAGACACAAACAACGGUUGAUGAGCAAGUGAAGGAGGGUGUGAGACAACUUUUGGCAGAGGAGGUGAAUAACAUUGUUGCUUCAAGAGAUGCUUUUUGGAUGGCUGAGAUAGAGAAGUUGAAAUCAGAGAUUUGGAAGAAACAAGGAAGUAGUCCCGCUGUCCCUUCCCAAGAGGCUAGCUGCUCACCUAAAUUCAGGGAAGGUGGGCAGAAUCAACAAGUGGCAAUGAAGAAUCUAAAGGACUCAUUUGAUGCAGAACUUGAACCACUCAGAGAGAAUAACGACAUUGGUGAUGAGUGUAAUCAUAUACUGUCCGUGGCUGAGCAUGUUGAUGAGAAACAACAUGAAAAAGAUAGAGAAAAUAAUGAGAGAGAAGAUCAAGAAAUUGAUACUGUGGAGAAGCUUGUAGAAGUUGGAGGACUUAAAGUGUAUGGGUUCUCCCGGAUGGAUGACCUCACCCUACAUGGUGAAAAACUGGGUGAAGAAUAUGCAAAGGUGUCCAUUACAGAAGCAAUAAAAGAUGUUGACAUUCCAGUCCCAAUCCCCGGUGAAGUACUUACUGUUGAACAAGCCAAAGGAACUUUUGUGGCAUGGCCUAAGGAGCUGAUAGUCUUGGAUGUUCUUCCUAAAGGAAAGGAAGCAUUGUUUGAUGAUAGAGCACAUACUUUUGUCCUUAAUAAAGAUGCCUUUGGGGUGGAAAAGAAGUUAUCAAUUUUUCUGAGUGAUAUACAUGCUCUGUGCGCUCGUGGCGAGAUGGCUGGAAGCAUAAUUACAAUAUACAUACACUCCCUGUAUGAGCUUGUGAAAAAAAACAAAAUGCUUCAGAUGAUCUCUUUCGUGGAUCCCGGCAUGGUAGGGACGCUUGCAUGUGGGAACAUAGGGCAGAGGUCACGCAAGCUUGCUGAUCGCUUUAAGGGGGCCUGUGAUGGACAACACUUUCUAAUACCGUUCAAUGACGUGAAUCAUUGGGCUUUGACUAUUGUCAAACCUAAUAAAGAGGUAGUGUACUACAUGGACCCCCUUAAACGGCGUAUAGAUAGUCAGAAGUGGACUGAAGUGGUUGAUAAUGCUAUAGUUUUGUACAAGAGUACCAUGAACACACCUAUGUUGAAGAAGAAAGUGUCCUGGGAGAACAUGGCGGGCAUCCCGAUGCAAAAAGGGAGUGUAGACUGUGGCUUGUAAUCCGAUUCAAAGAUAUUUGGUUUUUUCCUACGAUUUUCAGUGGGCGCGUCGGGGAAAUCUGGAAUACACCGAGGAUGACAUCAAUCAAACAAAGGUUGAAUUUGCGAAGUAUUUUAUGAGUCAUAAUGCCAUUUGAAUGGUUCUACCCCUGGACUUUGGUUGUAUGUUUUAUUGUGUUAGAUUGUUGAAUGAUGUAUUGGGAAUUUAUAUUUCUUUUCUUGAUCAGUCUUUCUGUUGUAUGAAUUAUUGAACGACCACUGUAUUAGAAUGCAAAAAACAUGGUUAUCCACCAAAUACAGUACUCUGAAUGGU